Staurois parvus is the source of this 216-nucleotide messenger RNA. NCBI's taxonomy places the organism in Eukaryota, Metazoa, Chordata, Amphibia, Anura, Ranidae. The record is from the annotation of a GenBank genome assembly.
AUGGAUGUAGAGUCUGCUUACAGCGAAUUUAUAACGUGUGACCGAACGGGGAGACGCAACGCAGUGCCUGACAUCAAGGGAGAAUGCAGCUCAACGGGGGUGAGAGACCUUUCAGAGGACAUAGGAGACCUGUCCAUUCAAGGAGCAGAAGGACAAGCAGAGGCAGCGUCUUCUGACACCGGGCAGGAGCAGAGCCCCAAAGCACAAAGAUGGUAG